Etheostoma cragini (Arkansas darter) is the source of this 1945-nucleotide messenger RNA. RefSeq names its product calcium uptake protein 3, mitochondrial-like. The transcript has 17 exons. The record is from RefSeq and is a predicted model, not a curated record. Gene Ontology annotation, biological process: calcium import into the mitochondrion; mitochondrial calcium ion homeostasis. The coding region runs from base 58 to 1551 and encodes 497 amino acids. Gene Ontology annotation, cellular component: uniplex complex. Gene Ontology annotation, molecular function: calcium ion binding. NCBI's taxonomy places the organism in Eukaryota, Metazoa, Chordata, Actinopteri, Perciformes, Percidae.
CCGCAAAGUUAUAAUCACGGCAGCACAGCAGCGGCAGCGGCAGCCACAACAGCAGCAAUGGCCGCUUUCCGCAGAGUGGCAGCGCUGGCCGGUAAACUGAACCUCUUGUCGGCAGCGAGAAACGAGCUCGUCGGUGGUCAAACGGCCAGGGGAGGAAGAACACGGAGGUGUCUGGCUGUCGGGAUGUGUCUUGCAACGGGUGGCGCCGUGGCUCUCUACUUCUACAACGAGAUGGCGAGCGGCAGAGGCAGGAAGAGGAUGGGGAGUCACAGCAUCAACGGUAUGCUACCGUCCAUCCCGACCGUUGAAGCCAAGGAGAAGGCACGUCUGUUUGAUUUUGAGGAUGGAGACGUGUACAUGUCGUCCCAUGAGCAUCGCUUCCGCAUGUUUAGCUCUGUAGAGUAUGAUGGACAGCUGUACAUGACUCCACAGAACUUCAUCGAGUCGGUCACCAUGAACGAACCUCGAAUCAAGAGGCCCUGGAGGUCCCUGGCCAAACAGGAGCUGGAAAAGGUUUUGUCAGAAACUCCCCCAGUGUGGAGAGGGUCCUCCAAACUGUUCCGCAACCUGAGAGAACGAGGCAUCAUCUCAUACACAGAGUACCUGUUCUUGCUCUGCAUCCUGACAAAGCCUCAUGCUGGCUUCAAGAUUGCUUUCAAUAUGUUUGAUGCAGACGGCAACCAGAUGGUGGACAAGAGGGAGUUCUUGGUGCUUCAGGAGAUCUUCCGGAAGAAAAAUGAGAAGAAAGGGAGAAAAGGAGAUGCUGAGAAGUCUGCACAGUUGAGUAUGCAGCUCUAUGGAUAUCAGGUUGCCCCCAUGAACAGCGUGCUAAAAAAAGACAGUCAGGAGUUUGUGGCGCGGAGUUACUGGGACGUUCUGAGGCGAAGCGCCAGUCAAGUCCUCUUUUCUGACCUGGCGGAGGAUUUUACUCUCGAGCGAACAGAUGAGAGUAUCACAAUUGACACCACUCUGUUGGUCCAUUUCUUCGGGAAGAAAGGGAAGGCAGAGCUCACAUUUGAUGACUUCUACAGGUUUAUGGAUAACCUUCAAACAGAAGUGCUGGAAAUUGAGUUUCUGACCUACUCUAAAGGGAUGACCACCAUCAGUGAGGAAGACUUUGCCAAAAUCCUGCUUCGCUUCACCAAUGUGGAGAACAUCAGUGCCUACCUGGAGAAUGUCCGCCAGUGCAUACCUGACGAGAAGAAGCAGGAGGGAAUCACCUUUGAUGAGUUCAGAUCAUUCUUCCAGUUUCUCAACAACCUCGAGGACUUUGCCAUUGCAAUGCAGAUGUACAAUUUUGCUUCUCGCUCCAUUGGACAAGAUGAGUUUGCACGAGCUGUGUAUGUGGCCACUGGGCUGAAGCUGACACGUCACCUUGUACACACCAUCUUCAAGAUCUUUGACGUGGAUCAUGAUGACCAGCUCUCCUACAAGGAGUUCAUUGGAAUAAUGAAGGAUCGGCUGCACAGGGGAGGCAGGGGCUAUAAAUCUCUGGAGCGUGCCACGUCUUUUAGAUCGUGUCUGAAGAGGGAGCUGGCAGGCAGCAGGUGAAGGGCCGACACUACACCUCCUUCUCCACUUGUGUUGGCUCUGGGGCCAGAAGACAUGUGCACCAGUUCUGGAAGAGGUACACAGAGAAGCCGUAGAGGAGGAGGGAGAAAGAAUUCAGAAAACAACAUGAAGGAAAAAGUGUGACGAAGGAAUAAAUUAAAACUUGAGCUCUGAAUUUUAUAGCCAGUGGUGUAUGUUAACAUUGUAUUUUUAAUGGCAGAUCUCCAUUCGACUUCCAAAGCAACUACAAUAACUACAAGCAUGCCUUCGCACAGCUGACCGACACUCUGAAUCACUGCAUGAUAAUGAGCAACAUGUGUUCUGUUUUGGUUCCUGUUUUCCCAGUCGUCUUGAGCUGAUGCCAAAGUACAUUACAAUUAACAGUGUAUAUAAU